Messenger RNA from Cyphellophora europaea CBS 101466, 1794 nucleotides. RefSeq lists its product as uncharacterized. The coding region runs from base 1 to 1794 and encodes 597 amino acids. Lineage: Eukaryota; Fungi; Ascomycota; Eurotiomycetes; Chaetothyriales; Cyphellophoraceae. The transcript is spliced from 3 exons. The record is from RefSeq and is a predicted model, not a curated record. Gene Ontology annotation, molecular function: zinc ion binding; DNA-binding transcription factor activity, RNA polymerase II-specific. Gene Ontology annotation, biological process: regulation of DNA-templated transcription.
AUGGUCGGUGUGCCUCGAUCAAAAGGCUGUAGGACUUGUGUCCAGCGGCGAGUACGUUGUGAUCAAGGCAAACCUGUCUGCGGUAAUUGCCAAAAGGGGAACCGGGAUUGCGUCUAUUCGGAAGGCUUGAAGUUCCAGGAUGAAGGAGUUCGUCUGAGGCGAAAGUAUGAGACCAAAGCCUCGUUCCAGGGUGAGAGCUCUACAGCCUCGACAACCUCCUUGAACCUCAACAGUAGCUCGACCGAAUCAACAACAACAACAACGGAGGUUAUCGACCAUUCCAUUGAGGUUGACGACUCGCCUAUAGUUGGAACCCCUGUCGACUCUGUCCACAGCUUGGGAAUCAUUGUUCACGGCAAUUCGCUGUUCCAGUUUCUAGAGCAGAACAAAUAUGUCGAUGUGUCGCAGCACGACAGGGACGCUCUGGGACCCAGUGCUUCCCUCCUUUUCGACGGGAGUCCAUUGCAGCAGAUCAUCAGCGAGAAUCCCCUGUCGUUAGCAUCGGUGCGCGCGCCUUUUGGAAUGCAGGAGCAGCUCUUCAAUGUCAUGCAUAGCAACAUGUUCCCACCAAAUCAAACCAACAAUAUUCCAGAGAUGCUCAGAUCGCACGGAAGCUGGUUCAAGAUGCUACCACCUCUUAUGGGUGGGCAUCAUCAAGUUCUUGAUUGCGCUGUUCGAGCAGUCACGUUAGCUCACCUGGGUCGGCUUCACGGGUCUACACGAUGUCUCGAAGAGAGUCGACCGUGGUACGGAAAGACCUUGAAACUCCUCAACAAAGCAUUACUCACAGAAGAGACCGGAAUGGCAGAAGAGACCCUCGCAUCGACAAUCAUGCUGUCGUUCUAUGAGAUGUUCGCCUCCGACAGCAACGCCUCUUGGGUAGCACACGCCGGAGGCGCUGGCGCUUUGAUCAAGGCUCGUGGCCCUGAUGCAUACAGAUUCGGAAUGGCAAGAGAAAUGUUCAUCGCCUAUCGACAUACCAUUAUCAUUGAGGCAUGCCAGAGAGACCAGCCUUGUUUCCUGGCCGAGCCCGAGUGGCGCGAUUUGAGCAAAUCUAUCUUCCACGAUCUCCGCUCAACCGGGCGCGAUGUCCAUUUUCUCGAGCUGUUCGACUUGGCCGAGAUGCUGUACGACUGCAUGCUCGACAUCCCCGAACUCCUGUACCGCUCAAAGCACUUUCGUAGCAUCUGGAAAGCCGAGAAAGCACAUUUCCCCACGUUACGCGACUUCAUUGCCGAUCUCAUCGAAAGAUGCUCCAACCUCCGCCAGAGCUUUCGGAUUUUUUACUUCAAGUUCAAAGGUGCACUUUCCAAAUGCCGACUCUCCUGGACAGCGACUCUCAGCGACGAUCCAGCUAUACCUAUCUACUACCGGUUUCCCAACAUCUUCGUCGCGUCCUCCGUGACAGGAUAUUGGACCAUCAAUAUCCUUUUGAACAUUGUCCUCAUUGAGCUUUCCAAAGAUAUUGAGCCGGAAAAGAUCGGUCUAUACCGCGCCGAGAACCGCGACUCGGCGCUCGAGAUCUGUCGCAGUGUCAAGUACAUGCUGACAUCUUCGUUCCUCGGGCCUUUCUUCAUCAUCUUUGGCUUGCGGAUAUCGUUGACAGUACUGCAAGACAGGGAGGAGAGAGACUGGGUCGUGGCAAAGCUGUUCGAGAUAGGCCAAACUCACAUGGCUAUGGCCAGCCAUGUGCCAGGCUUCGAAGCUGGCGUGGAUAUGCCUCGCGUUAGGGCAGCACUCUCCGGCUCAGGGUUUCACGGCAAUGUCCUCGAAUUUGAGGUCGACCCUCUAUGA